This is a messenger RNA of Limanda limanda (common dab), 2335 nucleotides long. RefSeq names its product N6-adenosine-methyltransferase TMT1A-like. The record is from RefSeq and is a predicted model, not a curated record. The transcript is spliced from 2 exons. NCBI's taxonomy places the organism in Eukaryota, Metazoa, Chordata, Actinopteri, Pleuronectiformes, Pleuronectidae. The coding region runs from base 90 to 818 and encodes 242 amino acids. Gene Ontology annotation, molecular function: S-adenosylmethionine-dependent methyltransferase activity.
GGGGUCUCAGUAAACAGGCUGUCUAUCUGAGACUCUGCUGCUGUGCCUGUCUCCGUCUCUGCUCCUGUCCUUCGUCUCCCUCCGCCAGGAUGUCCACGGUGAUGAGGUGUUGCCACUGGGCCGUGUACGCGCUGUGUCUCCCGUUCCAUGUGCUGCACGCCGUGGGUCUGUGGGCCCUGUACAAGCGUGUGUUCCCGUUCUGCGUGCACCGGGUCUCCGCCGCGUACAGCAAGAAGAUGCACGACACCAAGCAGCAGCUGUUCCGCAGCCUGCCGGAGUUCCGCGGCUCCGCCCGGCCGCUCACCAUCCUGGAGGUCGGCUGCGGCACCGGGACCAACUUCGAGUUCUACCCCUCCGGCAGCAGGGUGAUCUGCACCGACCCCAACCCCCACUUCCAGAAGUACCUGCAGGAGAACAUGGGCAACAACGACCACCUCAAGUACGACAGGUUCGUGGUGGCCUCGGGGGAGGACCUGGGGUCGGUCGAGGACGGCUCGGUGGACGUGGUGGUCUGCACCCUGGUGCUGUGCUCGGUCACCAGCAUCCAGCAGACCCUGCGGGAGACCCAGCGUGUGCUGAGGACUGGUGGAGCCUUCUUUUUCCUGGAGCAUGUCGUCGCAGACCCCUCGACCUGGACCCACUUCCUCCAGCACGUCUUUCAGCCUUUGUUGUGCUACUUAUUUGACGGAUGCCACGUCAACCGUACGACCUGGAAACUUCUGGAGGCGGCGGAAUUCUCUGAGCUCAAACUCAGACACAUGGAAGCUCCCCUGGUCUUUGUAAUCAAACCGCACAUCGUAGGCUACGCUGUUAAAUAGAUUCAGUCUCUCACAACCACCGUAUUAAUAUGCCAAGCCUAUAAUGCCUGUCCUCAACUAUAGUGUGUGAUAUUAUUGAUCCCCAGUGACGGAGAGAAUGGCAGUCAAAUUGACUUGUUGAAUUUUUGCACUAAAAGUUGCACUAAAUUGAUUUAUUUGUUAGAAGUCUUGCGCAAAAACUAAACCAAUUUCAACCAAACUUGUAGGAGGAAUGGAACCAGGGCCGGGUCUAGACAGGCAUGUAUGAGGGGGCCGCCACAAAUCUUGAGGGGGCAUUGUGCUUUAUUAUAUUAUUAUUAUUAUAAAUUGGGAUUUAGUUUGAGGGGGCACAACAUUUAUUUGAGGGGGCCAGGCCCCCUCUUGCCCCUGCCUAGACCCGGCCCUGAAUGGAACACAUGCCACUAAACAACUUUUUCAUUUGAGGGAAAGUUAUGAUUCGCAUUAGAUCAGGUCUGUUUGCGCUGUUGUGUUGCUAUGUUGUAGUGUUAUCUGUAAAGAGAGCCUUUAAAGUCAGGGAAUGUGAGCUAAUAUUAGAAGUGAAAGUUCAGGCGAGGACGUUCCUCUUUGACUUGGCCGAGAUGACCACAAGUCACAAGCCAGUUUGACCAUGAAUGAAGUGAAACCAUCAUUUCUGGGAGGGAAAUAUUUUGGAUAAAAGUAUUGCAGGAACAUUUUUAGAUUAUGCUAACUAGGCCAAUAUAUAAGAGAGGAAACAUUCUGCUUUAAAGUGGAAGGCCACUUAUAGAUGUGCCUGAUGCGUGUUUAUUCUCCAUGAUCAUUUAAAAAGAUCUUAAAGAGGAUUUUCAUCUGACCUCACCUGGGGGUUCAGAACUUUUUCCUGAAUUAGUUACGUAAGGGAAGUGAAGUAUUUUACCUCACAAACAUAUAAUGUUUGUGUAUGUUUCACAAACAUAUAAUGUUUGUGUACAUAAAAACCAGACUCAUCCAUCAUCCAGUGGGCUGACAUGUAUGAGUGUAAAUAAUUUGGUGCAGCUCUUAAUAGAAAUCUGAAUUGAGCAGAUUAUAUAAUUUUGUAUGGGGGGGAGGGAGCAGAUACACAUCCAGACUAACACAUGCUACAUUGAUUUUCAUGUCCACUGGUUUCAACUACGUUUCUAUGUUUUAUGACAAACAUAUAAUUUUGCAUAUCAGAGCGUUUUCUUUCAUCUUAAUUUCUACUUUAAGAACUAGACAAUCGUGUGUAGGCUUGUUUGACCCUUGGCAGUGAUAUGCAAAGACAUGAUUUUAAGGUCCUGAAUUACAUAGCUCACAAUACUAAUUUUGUAUGCAAUUGUGUGUAUAGGUAAGAAAAUAUACCUUGAAAUAUAUCUCUUUUGAUCUUCUAUGCUCAUCUCUGAUGAUAAAUCAGUCUGAUGCUCCUCUGUCAGUGUUUAUCUCUGCUACUGCUGGAUUUACUGCCUUAAUGGUGUGGUAAUGGUGCCUCUGCUAUAAACGUUUUGUUGUGACUAAAGUGGUUGCCGUGUCAAUUUGUCACAGAUUAAAGAUUUUAAGCCGGA